CUUCAGACCAAAUCACCAAGGCGAGCUUGAUUUUCACACAAUAUUUUCCGAGGACGGAACGAUGCAGGCCCUGCUGUGUUUGUCAACAGUGCGAAAUUCGUAGCGGCCGUUAUUAUACUUUUAACGAUAUGGAAGUGAUUUCAACAGGGACUUCUAGAUUAUUUUUAACUUCUUCAGUUGAAAAUAAAGACGAUUUAGAAGAGAAAUUCGAAAGAAGUUACCAAUUUCUACUCAGUACAACAGCUGGAUUAAGUGAUAAAGAUGCACACGAGGCUCUCAACAAGGCACUUUUGAAAGAAAAAGGUUAUGAAGAAAUAUCUUUUGGACUUUUGGUUACAAUUUUAACAGAACCCCAUAAUGCACCUAAAAGUUAUAGGGAUUUAACGUUAAUAACUCGUGACGGGUUUGGACUAAUAGUUACAAAUUUAUCGCAAUUAGUGUUUGACAAAUAUUUACGAUUUAAUGAUGUGGUAAAACAACAGUUAAUAUGGCUCUUAAGGGAAAUGAUAAAAAAUGCAGUGAGCAAUGUGGACACUUUGGUGUGGAAUUUGAUGAGACAUGCAGCAGGAGGUGAUGUAUCCCCAAAAAAUAUUACGCUUAUUGAAUCCCUUCUUGAUGUUUUUAUAGAAUAUAGAAAUUGGUUAGAAAAAUUUCCAGUUUUAAUAGCAUCUGUUGUUUAUACAUAUUUAAGACUAAUAGAAGAUCACAAUGCGCCUUAUCUAACAAAUUUGAGACAGAAAGAAGUCAACUUUUUAAUAAGUAUUAUGAGAGAACAUUUCCAGGAUUGUCUGGUUAUUGGAAGAGAUUUAGUUCGGCUUUUACAAAAUGUAGCAAGACUUACAGAAUUUGAACAAUUAUGGAAAGAUAUUUUACUGUCACCAAAGACUUUAUCCCCCAAUUUUACUGGGGUUUUGCAACUAUUACAAACUAGAACUUCGAGGAGAUUUUUACAGUCGAGAUUAACACCAGAAAUGGAGAGAAAACUUGUCUUUUUAACUUCCCAAGUAAGAUUCGGCCACCAUAAACGCUACCAGGACUGGUUUCAGCGGCAGUACUUAGCUACUCCCGAAUCGCAAAGCCUCCGAUGUGACAUAAUACGUUUUAUAGUUGGUGUUAUACAUCCUACAAAUGAAUUACUGUGUUCAGACAUCAUACCUAGGUGGGCAGUCAUUGGAUGGCUUUUAACAACAUGUACAUCAACUGUAGCUGUAUCUAAUGCAAAAUUGGCACUCUUUUAUGAUUGGUUAUUUUUUGAUAGCGAAAAAGAUAAUAUUAUGAAUAUUGAACCUGCUAUACUAGUUAUGCAUCAUUCCAUGAGGUCACAUCCAGCAGUUUCUGCUACACUGUUAGAUUUUUUGUGCAGAAUUAUAGCAAAUUUCUAUCCACCUUUAGAGGAUAAAGUGAGGGCAGGUAUAUUCACUUCACUGAGACAAAUAUUAGAUAAACGAGUAUUACCUUCAUUGCUGCCUUUAUUCGAUAACUCAAAACUGGAUAGGGAUCUUAGAAGUAUGGUACAAGAAACAUUCAGAGAAUUUUGUACGGCAAUACCUUUCGAAUCAUCUUCAAAAGACAUGUUAAAUAGUCCAAAUUCAGUGAAAUAUGAGGAAAAUGAAUCUGUGUCACUUCUCAACAACCAUAUUAUGGAUAGUGAACCAGCAUUUAGUGAUGAUGAGGAAGAACCAAGCUUAAGAAUAAGUACUUCUUUAGCAUAUGAUACAGAUGAAGAAGAUGAUUUACCGUUAUCAAAAGUUAAGUUAAAAGAAAAAAAUAAAUCAGAAGUAUUUAUAGAAGGUCCAAUAGGGGAAACACUUCAAAAGUUACAACACGAAACUGAUACUGAUGAGAGAAAUGAUCUAAUGGAAAAGUUGAUUGGACAAGUGAUGGACUUGGAUGAAGAUGAUGAAAAUUUACCAGCUGUAGCCAAAUGUUUGGUCAAUUCUAUAAAAGAUGAGGUGAAGGGAGAGAUAUUUCCAGAUGUACUGACAGAAGAAAAUCUCAUGGAUAGUAUGAAAUCUCCAUUAUUCACUUUAUUCAAAACUUUAUAUGGUUUCAGUAAAGAUGAAUUGGGCAAAGAUGUACUAUAUAAAGUUAUAGCAGAAAUGCACAAUGAAUUACCGAAUCUUGGUUACCUUAUCAUUUAUUACCUCAAAGCGAAAAUUUGGAAGGAAAACAAAAAAGAAGAUCAUUCCGUUGCUAGUGCACUCAAGAUUAGUGUAUACAAAGACUUUUGCCAGAGCAUAGAAAAGAAAGUAGAUAUUUGUUUAUUCGAUGAUUUAUUUGCAUGCCAUCACAGUGAUACUAAAUUGAUGAUGUGGAUAGUGCCAGACCUGUAUAGAGACUUUAAACAACAAACAGUUAAUAACGCUCAAAUAUUGCGGGUAAUAAUUUCAGCAAUAGAUCCACGGCAGUUACAAACGUUAGUGGGGAAAGUACUUCAGGGUCAUCUAAUGAUGUUUAAGCAAGAAACCAUCAUACCUCUAUUGAAAGCAAGCUUGCAAUGGGAAAGUAUAGAACAGUUCUUCCUGUGGCAACUUGUAAACGCCCACAAUAUAUCCAUAGACACUGUUUUACCAUUAAUAACUGAAUUAGACUAUGAUCAGCAUGCAGAGGCAUUAACGGCAGUCACUCUUAUGUUAAAAAUGGAAAAACCAAAUGCAGAUUACAUCAAAUCUUUAUUUUCUAGGGACAUUUGUGAUAACGGUGAUUUAUUUGUGUUUACAAUUAUUAAAUUUUGGUGUGAUGAGUAUAUAGACAAAGUAGCCGAACUAAUUUCAUCUUUAUUAAGCACAAGGUAUCCAUCAACUUCCCCUAAUAAACGGAAAAGAUCUAGUGCGAGUAAAACAUUAAGUGCUACUGUGCCUAGUGCCGAUCAAGUUCUUGGACACUUGGAAAAACUGAGGAUUAUCUGUGAAAAACAUGACUGUAUGGCAAUUUACACACUUGACUCGAUGCAAAGGGCGCUUAGCAUCGCUCAUAAUAACAGCAAUGAUAGCCAAAGGAAACAAUUUAGUGAGUUGUUUGCACUUAUGGAAGAAGAAGAGGAAGUUAGUGCCACCAAGAGAUCGCAAGGAAGAGGUAGGAAACCUGCUAAUAAAAAUACUGUUGUUAAAAGGCAAAUUGUAAGGGAAAUAUCAGAUACUUCAGAAGAAACUAGUGAAGAGGAAGAGAUUGUGAAACCAAAACAACCGAAGAAAAGAAAAAAAGUGAUGUCUGAUAGCGAUUGACGGAAACAAUCCAUUUACGUGCAAAUCGCUUAUCUAUUCACUAUGCCCUCCUGUUGUGGGAGAGGCGGCUCGUUCUUAGAAGAUACGAUCGCUGAAGUGAAGAAAACACUGCCCAUGCCUCCUAUCAAAACCUAAGGCAAUAAGAUGUCUUGAAAAAAAAAACACCCCUAAACGUACCUUCAAAGUUGUUGCGAUUACAGAAAAUACGCCUUGCUUCGUUUUUACAUGAGUCAUUUUGAAAUUUAUUUAUACUCCCUUUUUAUUUUCUCAAUUUGAUAUACUUCAUUUUUAAACUAGAAAGACUAAUUAUGAAAAAGUUGAUACUUUGAGUAUUGACACAAGAAAUUUGUUAAAUAACAAAAAUUUUUAGGAAUUUGAAUUGUAUUUAUUAUAUACUGAGUAUUGAAAGUAUAGAAUUUUAAUAACUUUUUUUAGUAAAUUUGGUUGAAAAGGCUUUUUUGAGAAAAUUAUUGAAUCCCUCAGAUAUUUGCUACAUCUUAUGACAUAAUUUUUUUACAUUUAAAUACUUCAAUUUUCAUUUUAUCUACAUUCAAAUGUUUCAUAUAAAAUUUACUUUCAAUAACAUUCUGGUACUGUAUACUUGUUUUAAAAAUUUGAUCCAAUACUUUUCGCAUUCUUCAUCGAUUGAAACAAGCUCUCUUUUAAACAAUCCUUAAAAAAUUUGGUGAUCGUUUAGAAUUGGGACUCCAGGCAAACAUCUCCUCAAAAAAAUGUUCUCCACCCGGAAACUAUAUUAUUAGGUAGAAUUAGAUCAGAUUUAAAAAUGGGGAGACACUUUUUAUGGGGUUUCAUUGCAAAAAACACUAUUUUUAGGUAUAACUUAAAUUCGAAUAAUAAAUAAUUUUGUAAUUAUUCUAAAUAUUGAUGUCCUUUUAACACUCCCCCUUUUAAGCUAUACUUAUACCUAAAAAUCAUAUUUUUGUCGAUGAAACCCCAUAAAACAUGUCUCCUUUACCUUUAAUUAUCUAAUUAUAGAUUCCACCUUCAAUUUUCAAGUCUAUCUAACGAAAUGGUUUCAAGGGUGGGAAAAGAUUUCUGGUUGUCACCUAACCUAAUCUAAAAAUCUUGUUUUUUUCGAUGAAACCCAAUAAAAAAUGUCUUCCCCACCUUCAAUUAUACAAUUCUACUUAACAAAAUAGUUUCCAGGUGGGAAAAACAUUUUGGGAGCCACCUAACCCCACAAAAAAUGUCUCCCCCAUUUAAUUUAUUAAUUAUAUCUAACAAAAUAGUUUCCAGGUGGGGAAUAACUUUUUAGAGCAACUUACCUAAAUAUCCUGUUUGUUUCAAUAUAACACCAUAAAAAAGGUCUUCCCUACCUUUAAUUAUACAAUUCUACUUAACAAAAUGGUUUUUGGCAGCCACCUAACCUAACCUAAAAAUCGUGUUUCUCUAAUGAAACCCCAAAAAAAUGACCUUUAAUUAACUAAUUCUACCUGGUAAUGAGUUUCCAGGCGAAAAAAAAAACAUUUUGGAGCAACCUAACCUAAAAAUCCUGUUUUUUUAAUUUAACCUCAUAAAACAUGUCUCCCCUACCUUUAAUCAUCUCUAGCAAAAUAGUUUCAAGAUGGGGAAAGAUUUUUUGGAGCGAUUUUUGCCUGGAGCCGAGCCCCAAAUUCUAAAUAAUUUCCAAAAAAUUCUCCAAUUCAGUUCAAUCACAUGUAUCGAAAUUUUUUUAGUAAAAUAAUGACUAAGUCUGUUCCUCCUUAGUAUAUUUAUUAAAAAUUUGACUGCUCAUAAAAAUUUAGUGCCAAUUCGUCACCCUAUAUUCAUUUAUUAGUUAAAAAAAAUCAAAAAUUAGGCAAAAAGUUACUGAUACCUUUUUUUUUUAUUACGAUUUCAGUUAAAAAUCUUUGAUUGCCAUUUUACGUGAAUAAAAUCAUUAAUUUUAGCUCAAAAUUUGAAAAAAUUGAAUAGAAAUUAGAUUAAUAUUAAAAAAAAAAUUGUUUUUACAUCAAAGUACUGCAAAAAUAAAUUUGAAUAAUUAAAAUAUAUAUUUUCGACUUUUUUCAUCAUUAUUUCCAAUUUGUUUCUAAACUUGUUUAAAAAACUCACUUAUUAAUAAAAAAAACAUUAAAAUUUGAUUUCUCAAUAAUUUAUUUAUAAAUAUGAUAAAAAAUUAUUAAAAAUUCCAACCACUAAUCAUUUCAAGAUCAGCUGUUUUUUAUAAUUUUUAUUUCUGCUUCAACUUUAAACGAAUCUCGAAUAUAAUUAAACAUGAGCCAUUAUUUAAAUCGACUCCACUAUAUAAAUAAUGUUUUGGCAGAUUAGUAAUUGAUUAAAAUGACAAAAAUAUUUCAGUUCAGUUCUAGUUUAAGAAUAAAGUAUAAGUUAAUUCAGCUCAAUAUCUAAGAGGUGAAAGGGUUUUCUUUUUUUUUUGAUAAUGAUUUUUUAGAUGAAAUUUCAUGGUUUUUUGUUAUUUUUGGAAAUAUCUAAAUACGAAAGUUGAUACAUAAUAAUUUAAUAUAAAUCAUUUGGAAGUUUGAAGUUAUACCAGAAAUUUUUAUUUGCAAGUAUAACGGUUUAACGAUUGUUCGGAUAUUGAGAACAGGUAUAGAAUUUUUCUUUAAUUAACAAAUUUUGUCUGUUUUAGAAGAAUCUGUCAACCUAUAAUAAUUUUUAAUUCAAAAAACACUCAAAAAGGGGGCUAGAUGAAUUUGUUCAAUUGCAGUUGAAGUAUUUUUGGAAUAAAAUAAAUUGUUUGAUUCCAAAACCCGAAAAAUACAAAAAUUGAAUUUAAACUUUUCAAAAACAUUUUUCAUGUCCAUUGUAACUUUUAUUUCUACUUCUGUUGCUUUACCUUUAAACUUUUUUUGAUAUUUUAUUGAGUGGGACUUUAUUUUUUAAUAUUUACACUAUUUUUAUGUUUAGUUUUGAAAAUAUCUACAAAAGUUGAUACAUAAUAUUUGAAUAUAAAUUUAUUUGCUGCAAUAUAUCUUUUAAAUCAAAUAAGUCCCAUAAGCAAUUCUGUACAAUUAUCCAGAUAUUAAGAAAAAGUAUAGAAUUUUUCUUAAUAAACAAAUUUUGUCUGUUUUAGAAGAAUCUGUCAACCUAUAAUCAUUUUUAAUACAAAAACACUCAAAAAGGUAGUUAGACGAAUAACUUUUAGCUUUUUUGUUACAAUUUCAGUUAAAGUUACUAUAUUUUUGGAAUAAAAUAAAUUGUUAGGUUCCGGAAGGUGAAAUAUACAAAAAGUGAUUUCUAACUUUUUCAAAAAAUGUUUAAUCUACUGCAAGAACUAAAUAAAUUAGAAAAA
Molecule: messenger RNA, 6498 nt
Organism: Diorhabda carinulata
Lineage: Eukaryota; Metazoa; Arthropoda; Insecta; Coleoptera; Chrysomelidae
Gene: IntS3
Product: integrator complex subunit 3 homolog
Exons: 3
Coding region: 129-3224 (1031 amino acids)
Cellular component (GO): cytoplasm
Source: RefSeq, a predicted model, not a curated record